UGUGUAGAGUUCAACAUACUUGACGCCGCUGCCAGAAUUUACUGUCGUUUCACGUUAACAUUUGAAUCCUUAAAAAGGAUCUAAGUAAGAGCACAUGGUGUGCCGAAAGUUACGUAUAAGCCGAGCAUUGAGCGCAAUAUAUGUAUACGCUUACCUCACAACAAACUUGGGACAGUCUUCAGUAAACUGAAAAUGGCAGCAAAGUAUGAACGACUGAAAAUCAUUGGGAGAGGCACCUUUGGUUUGGCUUGGCUGGCGAGAUCUAGGACCAGUCAAAGGCCGUACGUUGUCAAGGAAAUACACCUCGCUGGAAUGACUGAGAAGGACAGGAACCAGGCGGUAAACGAAGUCGCCAUCUUAGCCGGUUUGAAGCACGCUAACGUGGUACGGUAUCGGGAAGCCUUUGUAGAAGAGGCGACACUGCACAUUGCUAUGGAGUAUGCUGAUAAAGGUGACUUGAAUGAAAUGAUCCAAGCCAACCGGCAGGCCGGACAGAAUUUUACAGAGGAUAGUAUCAUGGAUUGGUUUGUUCAGAUCUGUUUCGCCCUGUGCUACAUACACAAAAAGAAGAUCCUACAUCGGGAUCUGAAACCACAGAACAUCUUCAUGACAAAUCAAGGCGUCAUCAAGGUCGGUGAUUUCGGCAUAGCUCGAAUGCUUCGAGACACCAGGGACCACGCUCGUACUGCUAUAGGAACACCGUACUACAUGUCGCCAGAAAUAUGCAAGCGAAAACCAUAUAAUCAGAAGAGCGACAUGUGGGCGGCUGGAUGCGUCCUUUAUGAGAUGACAGCUUUGGCUCAUCCCUUUGAGGCCUCCGACUUCUCCUCACUGGUUUUAAAUAUCAUGAGAGGGCGCUACAAGGCAAUACCGAGGCACUAUGGACCACUGCUGGAGGAUAUGAUCUCCGUGUUGCUACGAGGCGAGCCUGAGCGCCGACCGUCUGCUGAUCAAGUCUUGUCUACUCCUGGCAUCAGGGGUUACGUGCUAGCGUACACUAACCGGUGCAGGAAGCAGUGUUCCUCACCUCGGACAAUCAGCGAUGAGAAAGGGAGUCAUAGCUUAAAGUACAGGGAAGAAAAUGUCAGAGUUGCGCGUGGAUCGGUUCCAAGGAGCGCAAGGGCGAUUCAACAGGAUGUACUGCAGACAGCUAGAAGACACUCCGUCGCGUCGGUUAUGGGCAAACGAAUCUGUGGCGUCUCGACGUGUUUCCAACCGACCAGCAAACGGCGGCAUCUCUCGGUCAGAGAUCACUUGAAUGAUGGCGAACUCACUCCAGGUGAAAUUGUUCCGAGGGUUCGAAAAGAAACAACUUGUAACGUUAGUGAAGGUGGAAACUGUAAACCACAUGCACCAAACACCGAAGGACGUUGUCGAGAUUCCAGCACUGGUAGGACGUCCAACAAGGUGAACCCCUCCAAUGUAAAUCCAGACCAUUAUAGGCCUAGUCAGGAUUCAACUGAUUUUACGCUUUGGAAACAAAGAAGCAUGUCAUCAAAUGCCGCAGAUAAGAUAGAUGCCCAGAAAUCAGAUCGAGAAACACCUUAUACGAAGAGAAAAAGCUCUGUACACGCAAAAACGGCAAAAUGCGAAGUAGUAAUAAGUAAGGGAAUCCCAGAUGGUCUCGAAGGGAAAGCUCCGAUUGUGAACCUCUUUGGUGUGAACUAUAAUGGAGAAAACGCCGUGACGAAAAGAUCGCUAAUGAAGUCGACAUAUGUCUUGGAAAGCCCGUCCUUGACCGGCGUCAUUUGUCAAAACCCUCCUAGUGUCAUUCCCGUCGAUGUUCCUGAAGUCUCUGAGAGGUGUGACGAAAGCACACAAAAUUCUUCAGAUUCUGGAAGCCGUCCCAGUUCUGAUAAUCUUUGUGACAAUCCGAGUCAUUGGGUGGAUUCCGGGCUUUGUUGCACAGUGCGAGAGAGAAAAACUGCCAGACGCGAGUCGCGUAACGGCGAAGCCAUCCGUCUGCAUGAGAGCAGAAACGAUGGACUUCUUCCAUGCGGAGUCAACAGUCACGAGCAGGAUGGAGACAUGUUGGCGGACGUAAACGAAUGCCUCGUCCGCUGUAGAGUGUUUGUUGGGGAUUCAGCGCGAGAGGUUCGCGGGAAAGUGGAAACGCUUCGCAUCUACCUUGAGGAGAAAAUCGGGGUUCAGUUGUCUGCGGCGUGCCUGGACUUUAUUAGAUCCGUGUCAGGUGGAAAACUUAACCACAUCGUACCGGAUGAGAUCAUACUGAAGAAUAUGGAGAGAGUGCUUGGCAAGGACAAGAUGCUCUUCCUACCCGCUAUGCUACAGUUGCAUAAUUUGGAGCAAAGCUGUGACAAGGACAGCUCACCGAGAGAUAAUUUUUGGUGACACCGCUGAAAUUACAAACGCUGAUUGGUUGCUUGAAAUAUGCCAACUCCCAUGAAAGCCUCUUUGAUCUUCCUGUCAUAUGGGCAUAUUACAAUAUGACACACUGACGCACAAUACCAAUCAAAAAUGGUGGCUGGGGAUUUUCAGUUGAAAUCUUUCAAUUUUUUUUAUCAAACCCUUAACAGCAUUGGUUUCCUUCUAGCUGUACUCGAGCAUUCAGAGUUUGUAUCGUAACCAGUUUGAAUUACUUGUUUCUGUCGUGCAUGUAUGAGGUUAUAUAAAAAUUACAAUUGCCCAUACGCUUGAAUCAUACAGUUGUAACAAAGCUUAUAAAAAUUGAUAUGCAUUUCUUUAUGUCAUCCAAACGCCUGUUCUUCAGAUCUCGUGAAGUAUUUUACUGUAUUUAUGAUUAGGUGCAAUAAAAAGACGUUCUAAAGAUCUGAAAUGUAUUUGUCUUUUGCAAAAUAAUUAUUUACCUUUGUCAGAGUUUUAUGCUCUGUGCUAGAAAAUUUUUAAAUUUAAAAUUUCAAAAAUUAUUUUUAGUUUGUGGUGUGAAUUAAAUUAUUUAAAGAAUGAAGAUCUUCCCAUUCUUCUUUGUCAUUUGUGUCUCGUGUAGUGUCCGGUUGGAGUUCGUCGUUUAUGGCAUAUUUAGAUUUCAUCAUGCCAAGAAUGUCUCGGGGGAAAUCGAGGGACCACGCGGGCAUUUUGUUAAGGCUUCCACAUCGAAUGCCAGUGGCCAACUAGUGUUGAGUCUGAGACAGAACAUUCUAAAAGCUUGGCGGAAUUUAUUUCCAAACACGGUUAACCAUUCUGGUAAAUUUCUCCCUUGUUCUGAUAGAUGGACUUUUUAUCAUCUUAGGGAAUAAAGGGGGAGAGUCGCAACUCUAAACGGCUAUUUACUUUGCUCUUGAAACACAAUGACAACCACAUAUACCAAGGAAAUUCACAUGUAAAUUGCUCGUGUACCUCUGUAGUAUAUUAAAGAUCUGGAAAAUAUACAGUACAUGUAUAUUUGAAGAAUCAUCCAUUACAUUACGUUCUUUGUUGCAUAUUCACGACCAAAGGAGAACGUCGCCAAAUAGAGUUUUUGUACCCAACAAAUAUAUACACAAAUGGGCACUAUUCCACAUGAUUUGUUUGUAUUUCUGACGUGUUAUUCACGUCUUUAAUAAAGAAAUGUCACUGGAUACGCAUUCCAAUAACAUUUUACUUUUGAGAAAUUACACUUUUUCUAAAUAUACACAAAGUAUUCGAACUGUUCCAAAGGCCAUAGCUCUUCUGAAUAAAGCAGAAACAUAUUUACAAAAAAAUACUUUUGUUAGGUGUAAAUAUGAAUAUCAAAAAGUACAUAGCAAAAUAUUACAAUUUUCUAAAAACAAAUGCAGGUUGAAUUUCAGAGAACAAAAAUGCAAGCAGAUAGGUUCAUUUGUGAUAGCCUGGAAAUAACCAAUUCAAAGAAAGUUGAAGAACCCCUUGUUUCAGAACUGACAGACACUGAUUUACUAAACUUCGACUUAAAAGAAAAUGUCUUCCUAAACGGGAAGCGUAUUUUUCAGACUGUACUGACAGCAGCACUUGAAACCCACGGCACAUGAUCAGCUCGGAGUCAUGUUUCUUCUCAAUAAAACGGAUGAUUAGAAAAGCAGACAAAAAGUUUCCAAUUAACUGAAUCGUGGCAUUAAACCAGUAAAAAAACGUUACUGAGCAAACCGAGUACCUGAGCCGUUUGAACUUAUAUUUCAUUUCACCUGAGUCAUUGUUUCGGUUGCAUAUUUCCAAGGUAACAAGGCAAUGGAUAAGAGAUUUGUUGAUCCGAUGAAGUAGCAUUUAACCCAUGAAUGCGGAAGUAAUUCACGACACAACGUAAGGCUUGAAACAGCUUUAUAAUUGUACACAGAAAGUUAUUGGAAGUAGUAAGGCAAGAGAUGGUCAAAAGAAUGAAAUCAACUAUUUGUACAUUUACAGAGUAACAUUAAAUAAACAGCCCUUCGAUUCUAUACAUAUAGUUUGUAGUGCAACAUAAAGAAAUCUGGAUUUUGGAAAACAUGAUUAUUGUUUCAGGAAA
Messenger RNA from Acanthaster planci (crown-of-thorns starfish), 4417 nucleotides. RefSeq lists its product as uncharacterized. The record is from RefSeq and is a predicted model, not a curated record. NCBI's taxonomy places the organism in Eukaryota, Metazoa, Echinodermata, Asteroidea, Valvatida, Acanthasteridae. Gene Ontology annotation, biological process: protein phosphorylation. Gene Ontology annotation, molecular function: protein kinase activity; ATP binding.